UACGGAGCGAUUAUAGUUUCAAGUUUGUCACGGCGCACUCACUCCGAGCCGCUUAUAUAAAUCCGUCCGACGGCGUUCGGUCUGAACCAAUCGCUGCCAUGUCGCCUGCCUAUCGUCUUCGUGUCCUCGUCGUCCUCGUUCUCUGCACCGCUGCAGAGGCGAUGACCGCCGCGUCGCCGUCGCCUCGCUUUCGCGCGGCCAACAUACUGGCCGUGGAAACGGUGCCGGGCCGGAGCCACUGGAAUUUUAUGAGCGCCGUGCUCCGGGCACUGACCGACCGUGGCCACUCGGUGGUGGCGUUCACGUCUUACCCGACGCAGACGUCGCGGUUCGCGCACGGCAAUUACACGGAAGUGGACACGUCCGGCGUGUUGCUCCAGCACGCCGGCGAACGUGCGUCCCGCGUGCUGUCCGACUACAGCCGGCUGUCGUACAUCGUGCCGUCCGUGGUCCGGUGGAGCAGGGAAUUUUGCGACGCGGUGUACGACAUGGAACAGAUCCGGGCGCUCAUGGUGAACGGCGCCGACACGGCGGCACGGUUCGACCUGCUGGUCACCGAGCCGUUGGGCUCCGAGUGUGUGGCACACCUGGCCGCCGCGGUCGGGCUGCCCAUGGUGUACGUGGUGCCGACGCCCAUGAUCACGUACAUGCAACCGUCCAUCGUCGGCCACUCGGCCAACCCGGCGUACGUGCCGCAUCUGCUCUACGGCUCGGCGGUCCGGGCGUUCCGGCACAGGUUGGCCAACACGGCCGUGUACGCUUACGGCCGGCUGGUGCGGUGGUACGCCGAGCUAACGGCCCACCGGCGGCCGUACGACGUCGGCGAGCCCGCCAAACCGUCCGUCGUGUUCGUCAACAGCCACCACGUCACCGAGCCCACCAUGUUGCUGCCGCCCAACGUCGUACACGUCGGUGGAAUACACUUGGACCGGACUAGUAGCGGCAAACUGCCGACCAAUAUCCAAGAAUUUAUUGAAAAUUCUCCACAUGGUGUUAUAUAUUUUACAUUUGGAUCAGUCGUAGCCAUGUCAAGUUUACCAGACCAUAUUCAAGAUACAUUUAAAAAUGUAUUUCGACAAAUUCCUCAACGAGUUUUGUGGAAAUUUGAAGGUGAAAUGAAAGACAAACCGGACAACGUGAUGACAGGAAACUGGUUUCCACAACAUGAUGUUCUGUUACACCCAAACGUCAAAUUGUUUAUAAGUCAUGGUGGGAUAUCUGGCGUUUACGAAGCAGUGGAUGCAGGUGUUCCGGUUUUGGGCUUUCCGCUUUACUACGAUCAACCAAGAAACUUGCAAAGUCUAGUGGAUGCGGGUAUGGCGAUCACAAUGGAAUUGUUGUCGAUCACUGAACAACGAUUUCUACAUGGCAUCAGAGAACUUUUAUACAAUACAAAUUACACAAAAAAUGCUAUAAUCACAGCGGACCGUUUCAAAGACCGUCCGAUGACGCCUCAAGAGUCGGUUGUUUAUUGGACGGAAUACGUACUUCGCCACAAAGGUGCACACCACUUAAAAUCCGAAGCCCUAAAUCUCACAUGGUAUCAAUACAUGUUAUUGGAUGUGAUUCUUGUCUUUGUCGUGUCAUUCCUGGUCAUAAUGUACUUGAUUUACAAGACGUUUAGAUAUUUUUAUUCAUUUGUCGCGAAUUACUUGAUAAGUGUCAAAGUUAAACAACAAUAGGCAUAAUAAUAUGCAGUUAAUUAAUAUCAGUUAAUAAUUCUUCAGACAAUGUUAACACGCCUAUUUAUAACCUGCCUUAGAUUACGUAGGAAAUAAUUGUCAAAAUCAAUCGUUGAUCUCUGUCUUAUACUCGUACACACGUUUUUAUAAAUUGUAUAAAUUAUGAUAUUAAGUAGGCUAUAGCUACAUUUUUUAAUGGCGUAUUUUGCACUGCGUGGUGUAUAAUGCAACUGUUUUUUGCACUUACUCAUCACUCGUUAUUAUUAUGAUUUUAAUAUUAAAUAUGUCUGGAAAAAAAAAUACAGUAGAUAGAUAAAUCAUAAAAUAUAUAAUAUACCUAUGUAGUUAGUAAAUAGAUAUAUGACACAUAUAACCACCCAGGUUUCCAAUACAAAAAUCUUAGAUACCAAUAUAAUUUAUAAUUUAUUAAUUCGGGGCUUAUCGAAAUCUUUAAUUUUAUGGUUUUACUUAAAGUAAUAAAUUAUUAAUAUUCACUUAAAUUGUAUUAUUGUAUUAAUGUAUUAUAUUAUUAGAACAAGAACAAUAUAGCCAAUAAUAGGUGCACCAUAUGACAUACAUGGAUAGAUGUUAUAAUUAAUUUAUUAGAAAUUAUCUUUACUGUGAUUCAUUACUAAUAAACAAAGUUGUUUAAGUAAUCAAAGGUAAAAAUUAUCGAUGUAUAGUUCGUAUUAAUUUAUUAGCUUAGAUAUAAUCUGUGCAUUAUAAGAUAUAUUUUUACCUUUUUGUAUCAUUAUAGUACACCACCUAUCUAUAUAAAAUAUACGUAGGUACCUUACGUAUCUUAAUAAUUGUUUAAUCAAUUUAUUUUCAUUAUUAAUUACUUAUACAGUUCUAGUAUUAAUAGUGUUAUGUAAUAGUGAUUAUAAUAUUAUGUGAUGUAAUUAUGAAGAUUUUAUUAUCAUUUUAUACUGUCUUGAUAAUAACUAUUUUUGUACUUAAUUGAUAAUAAAAUGUAUUAAAAAAUAA
Messenger RNA from Rhopalosiphum padi (bird cherry-oat aphid), 2669 nucleotides. RefSeq names its product UDP-glucosyltransferase 2-like. The record is from RefSeq and is a predicted model, not a curated record. Bases 99 to 1682 code for a protein of 527 amino acids. Gene Ontology annotation, molecular function: UDP-glycosyltransferase activity. The transcript has 4 exons. Lineage: Eukaryota; Metazoa; Arthropoda; Insecta; Hemiptera; Aphididae.